Messenger RNA from Anisakis simplex (herring worm), 1104 nucleotides. The record is from the annotation of a GenBank genome assembly. NCBI's taxonomy places the organism in Eukaryota, Metazoa, Nematoda, Chromadorea, Rhabditida, Anisakidae.
AUGGAACCGCUGGUUACUUUAACUGUAUCGUCAAAUUUGCCUGGCAAUAAAUCGCAAAAUCUGGAGACAUUUAUUGACAACACGAACGUUAUCGUUUCACUGAAUAAUCAUCACAAAACUAUUGCCAUAUCACAAUCGCAAGCAGCAGAAGCAGCGAAAUUCAAUGGAAUCGGUGAAAUCGCAGUGAAAUCGCAAGCAGAAGUGAAAUUCGAUGGUCCUCGUAGCGUUUCAAUUCUUUCGAAACAGAACUUCUUUCGUGGUGAUAUUCGUGGAAAAGCUGCUUGGUCACGGCGGGUCAGUAGAGGGAAAUUGAAUUUAAUUGGUCUUAUUAUACAACACGUGCUGGCGAGUGCAUUUCAAGAGUACCACACACGAACUUGUAUACGUUUUACGCCUCGAAUCGUGUUUGAUUACGACUAUUUGUAUAUUGGCAAAAUUGACGGGUGCUAUUCGGACGUUGGCCGUGCGGGUGGUCGGCAAGAAGUAUCGUUAGACAACGGAUGUCUGCAGUACAGCACAGCAAUUCAUGAGCUGAUGCACGCAAUUGGAUUCUUUCAUGAACACGAACGAUGGGAUCGUGAUAAUUUCAUCGCGAUUCUUUGGAGCAAUAUUGAUCAAGGCGAGAGAACAUAUGAGAAUAAUUUCGCGAUGGUUCAAGCUAGUGUCCUCUGGAAGCGGCAGUGUACACUUUCAGGUGCUUAUGAUCAGUUCAGUAAGGUUGAUUUAACAGACAGUUCUUAUUAUGGACAACCGUAUGACUAUUAUUCAAUCAUGCACUACGAUAGUUUGGCAUUCAGUAAAAAUGGGCAUGAAACACUUAUUGCAAGAAGUCCUGGAAUGACAUCAAUAAUGGGCUCAGCAGUGGACUUUUCUGCAAGUGAUGUGGCUAAAAUCAACGCAAUGUAUUCUUGUUCAACAGCAGCAACAAAACGAACCUAUUUCUACAACAACUAUGUGUUUCCGCAAACGAAUCGACUUAUCAAUGUAUUUCGUCAUCACUUGUCAAAACUAUCCAAGUCGCUAUCAUCCAUAUUAACAGUUCCAUUCAACAGUCCAAAAGACGAUACACUUUUGAUCCUUCCUAAUGAAUCACAAAAGAAAUAA